Betta splendens (Siamese fighting fish) is the source of this 3514-nucleotide messenger RNA. RefSeq names its product disks large homolog 4-like. Gene Ontology annotation, biological process: AMPA glutamate receptor clustering; postsynaptic neurotransmitter receptor diffusion trapping; chemical synaptic transmission. Gene Ontology annotation, cellular component: postsynaptic density membrane; neuron projection; neuromuscular junction. The transcript is spliced from 17 exons. Gene Ontology annotation, molecular function: kinase binding. The record is from RefSeq and is a predicted model, not a curated record. NCBI's taxonomy places the organism in Eukaryota, Metazoa, Chordata, Actinopteri, Anabantiformes, Osphronemidae. Bases 316 to 2355 code for a protein of 679 amino acids.
GCGGAGGAGGAAGGAGGGAUGACAGAGAGCUGAGCAGCAUCUCUCCUUUUUCAGACGCUUCGUUUUCUUUUUAUUCUACAAGGGGUUGAUGUUGUUUAGUAUGUCCUCUCUCUCUCGCUGGGCGAUCGAGGGACGACACAGCGAUGUGCUAAGCUGUCAGUCAUGUCUGAGCCUUCUUAACCGUUGUCUCCUGGACAUGAGUCUCUGCUGAGCGGCCUCGUCUUCCUCUUUGCUUCCUCUCUGGAGUGUCUUGAUUCUCCUGGUUAAUUAUUCAUUCGUCACCUGAUCGUCGUCUUUAUGUAAGAGACAGAAGUGAUGUUUGUGUCUGUGUGGUACGCCAAGAAGAUGGGACGACGAUUCAUCAACAACGUGAGACGAGCCAAGAGACACAGGCAGAGAAUGAUGAUGAACGGAUCAGAAGGAGAACUGGAAUAUGAGGAGAUCACACUGGAGAGAGGAAACUCUGGCCUGGGCUUCAGCAUCGCAGGAGGAACAGACAACCCUCACAUCGGAGAUGACCCGUCCAUCUUCAUCACCAAAAUUAUCCCUGGAGGAGCCGCCGCCCAGGAUGGACGACUCAGGGUGAACGACAGCAUAGUGUUUGUUAACGAUGUGGACGUCCGUGAGGUCACGCACUCCUUCGCUGUGGAGGCACUAAAGGAGGCGGGGCCUGUCGUCAGGCUGUACGUCCUACGGCGACGCCCUCCCAGUGAACGCAUCACACAGAUCAAACUAAUGAAAGGACCUAAAGGUCUGGGCUUCAGUAUAGCAGGAGGUGUAGGGAACCAGCAUGUUCCAGGAGACAACAGCAUCUACGUCACCAAGAUCAUCGAGGGAGGAGCCGCUCACCGAGACGGUCGACUGCUGAUUGGAGACAAGAUCCUGGCUGUGAACCACGUGUCUCUGGAGGACGUCCUGCAUGAAGACGCCGUGUCGGCACUGAAGAACACAGGCGAGGUCGUCUACCUAAAGGUGGCCACGCCCACCUCUCAGUACAUUCAUCCAGCUGAUCGGUACAGCCCCCCCGACUUGACCAGCUCCUACAUGGAGCCUGACUACAUGUGCGAGUACCCACAAGCCCUUCCUCCUCCGUCGCCACGGCGAUACUCACCCAUUCCACGUGGCAUGAUGGGAGAGGACGACUACUCCAGGGAACCUCGUAGGAUCUGUGUGCAGCGUGGGUCCACAGGUCUGGGGUUUAACAUCGUCGGAGGAGAGGACGGAGAGGGAAUUUUCAUCUCCUUCAUCCUCGCAGGAGGUCCAGCAGACCUGAGUGGAGAACUCAGGAAGGGAGACCAGAUCCUCAGUGUGAAUGGUGUCGACCUCAGGUUUGCGACACAUGAACAAGCAGCAGCAGCUUUGAAGAACGCUGGACAGACAGUCACCAUCAUCGCCCAAUAUCGACCUGAGGAGUACAGUCGUUUUGAAGCCAAGAUCCAUGACCUGAGGGAGCAGAUGAUGAACAGCUCGUCUGGGAGUCUAAGAGCCAACAGAACCUUCUACGUUAGGGCACUGUUUGACUACGACAAGCAGUGGGACUGUGGAGUCCUCUCUCAGGCCCUGGACUUUAACUUUGGGGAGGUCCUCCAUGUGAUAGACAGCAGUGAGGACGAGUGGUGGCAGGCCAGAAGGGUAAACCAGCAGGGGGAACUAGAGGAGCUGGGAUACGUGCCCUCCAAGCACAGGGUGGAGAGGAAGGAGUGGUCGCGUAUGAAGAGCAAAGGUCGAGAAGGUUUCGUCCACAGCUAUGAGCUCGUCACACAGAUCGAAGUCGACUACGCUCGUCCCGUCAUCAUCCUGGGUCCGACCAAGGAUCGAGUCAACGACGACCUACUGUCAGAGUACCCAGACAAGUUUGGUUCCUGUGUCCCACACACAACCCGUCCUCGCAGGGACUACGAAGUCGAUGGGAGAGACUAUCACUUUGUGGCAUCGCGAGAGCAGAUGGAGCGAGACAUCCAGUCCCAUCGGUUCAUCGAGGCCGGGCAGUACAACAACCACCUAUAUGGGACGUCGGUGCAGAGCGUGAGACAGGUGGCCGAGCAGGGUAAACACUGCAUCCUGGAUGUAUCAGCCAAUGCUGUACGGAGGCUUCAGGCGGCUCAGCUUCAUCCUGUCGCUAUCUUCAUCAGGCCACGAUCUCUGGAGAACAUCCUGGACCUAAACAAGCGUCUGACUGAGGACCAGGCCAGAAAAGCUCUGGACAGAGCUGUCAAACUAGAACAAGACUUCCUGGAGUGUUUCACAGCCAUCGUCCAUGGUGACAGCUUCGAGGAGGUCUACCACCUGGUCAAAGCCGUCAUCGAGGAGCAGAGCGGUCCCUACAUCUGGGUCCCGACCCGAGACAGACUCUGAUCCGCCAUUAUCUGUUUAUGGGUCCAGACAUUUGUCCUGCUAUGGGAAGAUGAGUGAGCUGAGCGGCUAGAUGGUUGCCACGGAGACCAUCACAGGUCGUCUCUCCACAAUUCAAUAUUGACUCACUAACAAUAAUGUCAGUGAACUGAGGACAUAGUUCAGUAUUUAUAUGAUCCUAUUUAUUAUUAAUUUAUCUUCAUUUAUUCCUGUAAUGUGUAAAUGGUGACUGUGAGCAUGUCGUAUCAUUAAGACUCGUGUGGCUGUAAAUAAAAUGAUGGGGCUCAAACACACAGUCUAUUCAGGGCUUAAAGUAUCAGACAACCACAGGACUACAAAUCCCAUAAUCCAUCUCUGCUAUGAAUGCAUUGACCACAACGUGCUUCACCCCCAUACAGCUCACAGAGCUUUAUAUUCUGACAACAGCACCACCCGUCUGUUUACUGGGACCAGAUGUUGGUCCAUCUGAGCUGCACCAGGUCUGGAGCUGGUUUGUUUUUUUAACAAAUUGAGACGUCAAGGUGGUGAAACAACCACAUCCUCUAUGAUUUGGACCCACAUGCACCUGUAACAGUUUUCCUUUUCUUCUGGAUUACAAAGCCCGCAAUCCUGUGGCUGCUGGGUCAGUUUUUAGGACCUGCUGUAUCUGUGUGGACUACACCCCCUCCCUACAUGGACUACAUCACCCAGCUGUGGUAGAGGGUCACAACUAGUGAAGGUCUAGUGCUGGGUCAGUGCUACUGGUACUCCUUGAUUCAACUACAGGACUCCAUUACCCAUAGUGCUUUGGGAGACCUUACAGCGAAUGUCAUGUGAGUGAAUGUGUUACCAUGGCAAACGCAUCUGAUCCUGAAUCCAACAUGGCUGUUGCUGCUCUCAAAACCACUUCUGAUGGUUCCAGUGGGCUUUUGGACUGAAAUUCAGGGUCGUGUGACUAAUUAUGAUCAUUAUUAUAAUAAUCUGAUUUACUGAUGAUGUGACGUCAUCACAGACACUGAGGUCGUUUUCUCUGAGCACUGACACAAACCCACUUUAUAGAACUGCAGUAUAUCUGAGUAUUUAUUAACCUGACACAAACAGCAGCACUGACACCGACUUGUUGUAUAUUAAAAUAAAUUAGUUAUAAAUGAAAUUCAGCUAAAAUAAAUUCCUUAUAAAAGAA